This is a messenger RNA of Sugiyamaella lignohabitans, 1332 nucleotides long. RefSeq lists its product as uncharacterized. Gene Ontology annotation, cellular component: dynactin complex. The record is from RefSeq and is a predicted model, not a curated record. Bases 1 to 1332 code for a protein of 443 amino acids. NCBI's taxonomy places the organism in Eukaryota, Fungi, Ascomycota, Dipodascomycetes, Dipodascales, Trichomonascaceae. The transcript has a single exon.
AUGUCACCACCAGAAUGGCGAAGUAAAGUCAGAAUAUUUUGUGCUUGUCAAGUGCUACAAGAGAACCCUGCGCCAAAUAAUACAGAUGAGAGUGAUGCCCCAUAUGGACAUAUUCCUAGUACUUUAAUGAAACCAUGGGCACUUCACAAACUGGAAUAUCUGUACUUUUGUGAUCAUUGUAAAAGCACUAAGUGUAAACAAUGUGUAACUCAAGAGGUAAUAUCCAGAUUCUGUCCAAGUUGUUUGUAUGAAGUUACUGAAUCAUCUGCCAGAGCAAGCUCCAAUAAAUGUCUCCGCAAUUGUUUGCAAUGUCCAGAGUGUGGAUCUUCUGUUGUUGCUAGCUCUGAAGGCGAUACUUACAAACUCAAUUGUAACUACUGUUCUUGGAAAAACGACCCAAAGUUGAAACUUAACAAAAAAGUUGCGAUUGGUCUCCAGGUGUUUAACUUGUAUAAGGAAAAUGAGGGGAGCUAUUCACGAUUUGAGCAGAUAAGAGGAUCAGUAAAUUCUAGUCUUCCCAAACCCGUGACGUCCUCUUUGACGACUUUUAGAAUGAAUACGAACACUAAACAACAUUUUGAACCAUUUCCGGAACCGAUAAUUAGAGUAAUUGGCUCCACUGAUGCGCAUGAGAUUGUUCUCCCCAAGCUUGUGGAAUUGAGAGGUAAAACUUCGAAAAGAUGUAAAGUCUGUCGACGAUCUUUAACGAAGCCUGAUCCGAGACCGUCGUCAAUUAAAUUCAGAAACAAGUCGUUGGCUUUCAAUUUUCUCCCUUCUCUUUUUAUUGAGAAGCCCAAAAAUGUGCCUUCAAUUCAAAAUCCGUUGGUAACAUCAAGCAUUACAUCGGGUCAGACGUUCAUGUUGACUAUUACGAACUCUCUUCCAUCCAAAAUCCAACUCAAUAUUUCAACCUCCCAGUCGCUUGUCACACUUAUUGCUCCUCAGGUAGAGAUAGGACCGAACUCUGAUUCGUGGGAUGAAGAAUCGCUUAUUCAAGCGGUUCCAUUCUCACAUAUCUCUCGACAAACAAAUGUAACGAGGCGAGUAUUUAUGGAAAAAGAAAGACCAAACCCAAGCUCUACUAUGAGUGGAAUUCAUGAUAAGGGUCCCAAUUGGGUGACAGUUCCGAUCGAAAUUAGCACCUUGAAUGGAAAUAUUGAUACAUCAUUGGACAUUCCUUUGUUUCUGAGUAUUUCGUACGAAGAGUCUGUUGAUGAGGUUGAACAUGUUACGAAGCCCUCAUCAUCUAAACUGGUACGUAUCGGUGUCUGGUACGUCUUGACCAUACACGGGCUGGACGGCAUAAUUGCAAAUAACCCUGAAGAUCUCUAA